Molecule: messenger RNA, 9692 nt
Organism: Pocillopora meandrina
Lineage: Eukaryota; Metazoa; Cnidaria; Anthozoa; Scleractinia; Pocilloporidae
Source: the annotation of a GenBank genome assembly
AUGGGAAGCAGAGUGAUAGGCAGAAAGGAUGUAAACAUGGCGGCAGGCAGAAGAGUUCAUAGUUUGUAUGAUUUAGCAACUUUUACAACAGUUAGGAAUUGUGAUUUAUUCAAGUUAGAGUAUCGCUCACUGCCGAAUGCCGUUCAGUGUGACAUAUAUCGAACGGUAUAUAUUUUAAUCCUUUCGUCUUACUUUUUUUCGCUUUGUUACCCCGACAGUUAAUGUUUACAAAAUUUGUUUAGCUUGUAACUCCAUGCGGUUUUGUUGUUAUUCAGCUCUUCGACUCAGGGAAGAAUGAGGUAUUGGUAUCCGAACUAAGUGAGUUAGAUGUCGUUUCAAAGGCUUUAAAAGCUGGAGACACAAGGUAAAUAUAAAGGUAUCUUUUUGUGUUUACAAUUAAGACACUGUUGAGAGCAUCGUUUGAAAUUUAAUUUCAUGCCAAUUGUGUCACGUCAGAUACUUGAACGGUUUGCUACUUGAAGUUCUUCGCGAAAAUAGAACUGAUGAAUGAUUUACAUAGGCAGUAACUUUUUAGAAGAAGCUAAUAUUGAAACUGUUAAAUUUUACUAAAUCUUUUACAAGGUAAAGCGACCCAUUUUCCGUCAGGCGGCUAUAAAGAAAAGAUAAAAAGAGAAACGCUUUGUUAGUAUAUUUCGAUUCCACUCCACGAAAUUUGAUCUACAAAUAAAUCUUAAGGUGAAUUUAACUUUCGCUGAUGUAAAGGGAGAGAUUUUCCAAACUUUUGAGUUAUUUCCUCGGUACAGGAAAUGCUUAACUAAACUGAUUAAAGCUUGCAUUUAACACGAUAAAACACGAAAAGCUUCAAAAAUUAUUUCUCUUUGAUGAAGAAAAUCUACACCUAUAAGACAGAUGCAUCCUGGCUCAAUCAAAAAAUUCAAAACAAAAUAGCAUCAAACCAAGACUACUUGGUAUGAACAGGUAACAGGACAAGAUGGCAAAUACCUUGAAUGCCACUUUAGGCUGAGGAAGUUGUCACAAUAAAUGUAUUAAAUGAAAAAGAUAUUCUUAACAAAUAGCACCUAUAACUUGUUUACUUGUAAUAGCUAAGGCAGUAUUCAGGUUCUUUUUUUAACUCCUAACUUCUUAUCCAUUUCACUGUUUACAAUUUAGCAAUAGUUGUUUACUGAUAGAUUAACAAAUUACCUGUGGGCAAUUUGCUGGGAAUUUUGGUAUAAAUUUACAUACACAAUGUAAUUAACAGAUUACCUGUAGCAAUUUACAGGGAAUUUUGGUAUAAAUUUACUUACACAAUGUAAUUAAUUAAUACAUAAUGGUAAUAGGACUGAGGGGAGUCCACCUUGGUCUCUUAUCAUAUGAGUAUUAACAAAAUCUGAUGACUGUAAAGCAGGAAUAUGAUUUAUUUAUCAAGAGUAUGAUUACAGACAGAAUUGGGCGACACAAAGGCCUGUUACCAAUUAAUCAAAACUAUGAAAAUUUAAGAAAGAAAUAUGCAUUUUUUAUAAGUUUUUUUUUAUGAAAAAACAACAAUUUGAAAAUUUAAGAAAGAAAUAAGCAUUUGUUAUAAGUUUUAAAAAAAAAAAAAAAACAACAAUUAACCAUGUGAAAUGCACAACAACAGCGCAUGCUUAUGACAAUUACUUUCCACUUUUGUAAGCAUGAAGUGGCAACUAUCCUAUUACACUGUCCAAUUACAAGCAUGAUGGGCACUGUCAUAUUAGUACUCAAAUCAGGCUGGUUUAUUAAUGGUGAAAUAGGUAUUGACUAGGCAGCUGUCCAAUGUAAAUAUUAGUGACAUGUCUGGGUUCGAGCAGUUUUCAGCUAAGUAUUGAUAGUGAUCCUGGAUUGCUUAGAGAAGACUCACCCCACCAUUUCAACCAAUCAAAUACUAAACUUAAAGCAAUCUCAAUUUGGUCAAUUAUGUUUUCCUGGGCUUCAAGUUGGUUGCCUGUUUUUACUUUGAAUUCUCAUUGGUCAAUAAUGAUGUUAACCUUUGCUCUGAUUGGCAGUUAUGAUUACCUUGGUUUUGGUUUUUUGAUCCUCAGUUGUGAACUGCUCUGAUGGUUUUUAAAAUUCAUCAAUUGAUGUGUGAUCAAACUUGGUUUGUUAUUUUUCUCCAGGGUCAAGCUUUAUGCAGUGUUCCAAGGUUUGAGAGAAGAAGGAUUUGACUUAUCAAAAGUCCUUUCAGCAGAGUUUGUCAAGAGGUGUCACAAGGCAUUCAAUGAAGGAGAAACAUCAGAUCGACAUCUCAUUCAGAAACUGUUAAAAACAGGGAUGUCACUUGGUAUGAGUAGCUUCUGAAGUGUACUCCAUCCUUUAAACCAUUACAUCAGGUUUUUCUAAGUGUAUGGUAUACCUGUAAGGUUCUUUGGAUUAAUUUCAGGAGCAGUUAUACUUGCUUUUUUUAUUUCUUCUGUUGACCCUUUAACUCCCAUGAGUGACCAAAAGAGAAUUAAUAUCAAGCAGACCAGUGAUAAGAAAAAAGAAAAUGUCAAUUAUUAGUUGAUCCAAUACCAAACUCUCCAAACCAACAUCAUGAGAAUUGUGCGGCAGACAGUCAGGAGAAUUACUGAUAGGAUAGUGAGAGAAAAAUGGUUAACCAGUUUCAUUGAUGUUUUAGGUGGUUUCCUAUCAGAGGCUGGAUGGUAUGAUGAUGCAGAGAAGAUAUUAACUGUUAGUCACAAGCUGUGUAACAUUAGAGAACCAGAUGAAUGUAGAAUAGCUUGUAAAUUUCUGACAAGGUACAUGUGGUACUGAAUACGUAGGUAUAUAAAUCCUACCUGUUAGAAUGUUAGGUGCAGGUAUAGUUCAAAUGAAAACAUGCAUGAUAAACUUCUACAAACUGCAUUUAGUUUAAGAAGCCCUCAGCUAUAACAACAACUGCCUUGAGGGUCAAUCCUCCAGAACAUGUGGGUCAUGGUUACAGUAAACAUUCUAGAUAAAUAAGUAUGUUUAUAAUUUGGUUCUUAUAGUGCUUUACCAUUCUGUAAAAGUUGUUACCACAUAAUAUUAUUAUUUAUUACUGAUAAUGUAAUGUAAACAUCUUUCAUAGACUGCUCCAUCUUAGAACUGCAAAUUGUAAAUUUGACUCAGCAAAAGAUACCUUUAGAGAAGCCACAGAAAUGACAAGUAAGAUAGCCAGCAAAAAUGAGCUAGACAUCAACUUGGCAGUUCUUUAUGGAGAAAAAUGUGGCCUGCUCUUUGCACUUAGUGAUUAUGAGGAGGUGAGAUAAAUUUGCCUGUCUUAAAUUCAAUUUAGUCAGGGUUGUCAGUAAGAAUUGAGUUACUAGAAUGUGAUACAAACCAGGCAACUCUAGGGGUCAUUAUUGUCAUGCUUCCAUGCUGAAAAUUUAGCCAUAAACAUUUGGAAUAGCAGAUGUGAUUUUCAGAGUGGACACUGAAAUGCAACACUUGCUAGCAUACUUUGACAACCCUGUUUACUGUAGAGACCAGGUUUGAAUUACAUCAAGGAAAAUGACUGUGAGGGCAAAAAGAUAGAGGUGAUAUGUUUUUAGGGGUUUUAUUUCACCUAGGACCAAAGUCUACAUUAUUAAAUAGAUUUGUCCUCUGAAUAGAGGUCCUAAAGAAAAGGUUCCACUGCUAAAUAAAUACUAGCAGAUAUAAGCUAAACACCUCUGAGAUAUGGAAUUGAAAAGUCAAAUUAUUCUGGCCACAGCGUAAAGAGAAUUUGUGUACAGAGAUUUUGUCCUUGUGGUUACUUCAUUCAUUAGACUCUUUUGUCUUUAAUUUUCAUUAUUCACAGGCAUACAAAUUCAGCAUGAAGGCCUUACAGAAAAUUUGUCCUGGAUUGCCCAUGAAGGUAAAUAGUUAUGCUAAACCUAUUAAUGAAUUAAUUCAUACUUUCAUGGAGUAUUAAUGCAAGAUUCUGUAUUUAUAAUACAUCUCUAAGUGCUAUAUGUGCACAAUAUAGAAAAAUAGAAUAAUCUUCCUAAUGUUAGUGUAUGGGAAAUCUACAAAGAUAUGAGAUAAGUUUUGAUUCCCCAGUAUCCAAAAUCAGUUUCUUUUAUAAAAGUCUAAUUUCAGGCUUCUUUUUGUAGGCUGUAGUUGAUAUUCUAAGAAACGCAUCCAAGGUAAUGUGAGAGUUAUUUUAUGCUGAUAUUUCUUUUUGUCUUGUCUUUUUUCAAUUUUGUGAGCAUGUUUAAUCAAAUGAUUCUGACAAGACAGAGGCACCAUCUGCUUGAUGGCAGUUGAUUGAGGAUGUUUGAAAUGAAAGCUACAUCAAUUAAUAAUGCAGUCUUUCGGGACUAUUAUUACCCAGAAAAUCACACCAUGCAAAAUCAAAAUUGGUAACAGAAACUCUUCAGAAAAUAGGCCAAAAAAAGCACCAAAUGGAAAUGUGGUAAACUGUUAAAUCCAAAAUGAGUAAACCUCUAAAGAGUGACUCUGCCAAAAAAGUGACAAACUGAAAAACUUGCACAUGUGAAAAUUGUAUGCAUAAUAAAUUCUCACCAUGUGUUUUCAAAUUUUAAGUCUCAAAGAAUGUGUGCUAGUAGCACAUCAUACCAGUUUGGUUUUGUCUUGUUAACAAUACAAUCAAUUUUUGUUUUUAGUCUGUGAUUAAGUGUAGUCAGUUCAUUAUUACCAACACUGUAAGUUCAUUGUGUUUGCUCUAUAUUUAUCGUUAAUAGUGAAUUCAAAUCUUGUUUUCCAUUCUUUUUCAGGCUUGUGUAGUGAAGCGCAAAUUCAAGAAAGCAGAACUUUUGAUAAAGCAGGCCAUGUUUUUAGCCAAGUAUGUCCAUUUUAAACUUAAAUGACAUUGUUGACAUUUCAAUAUAUCAAAUUUCAAAGAUGUUUCAAAUGUCGUCAAUCUGUGGUCUGAUUUGGUUGAGUAGCUCUUAUAUUGUAAGUAUUAAUCACAGAUAUAUACUCAUGAUUUUACAUGUGUUUUUUGUUUUGUUUUGUUUCAGGCAGCAUUUUGGAUGUGAUCACCCAAAGUAUGCAGAUACACUAAUUGACUAUGGUUAUUAUCUCCUCAAUGUAGAUGCUAUAAAUCUCUCUGUCAAAGUAUACAAGGUAAGGACACUACCUAUCAAUUUAUGACAGUCAUUGUUAGUAAUAAAUCAGCUUUGACUGAAAAUUUUUAUAUCCUAACUUUUUUGGCUUAAUUUUUGAUUAAUGAAAGGUUUUGAAAGUCAGGCUUUUCAAAAUACUUAUCAUUUAUUUAAUAAAUAUCUCAUUGUGUCAGCCUAUAUACCUGUGCCAUAACUCUGUCUCAGUAUGAUUGGCAGGAAAUUCAUCAGAUACCUUUCAAAAUUUUCAAGCACACUAAUCAAGCAUCAGGUUAAAAGUCCUGUUUGCAAAUUCAAGAUAUAAGCAGUGUGGCAUUCUAUUGCAGAAGGAUUCGCCACCUUCAUUGGUCACAACUUUUGAUAUAAUUGUCACAAUCACUCUGCUUCUUUGUAAAUAGUAACUGUUACAUUUUUAACAGAUUUGUUGUUUGUGGUUUUUAGGAAGCUUUUCGUACUAGGUUUUAUGUCUUUGGAUACAACAACUUACAUGUAGCAACAGCUCAUGAAGAUCUUAGUUAUGCUUUGUAUGUCCAUGAAUACAGUACAGGGAACUUUGAAGAAGCCAGGUAAUAUUUUUAUUUUCUUUAAAAAGAACAACAACAACCACCAAACAAACAAUUGAACAAAACAGAACAAAGAAAACUUAGAUCAAUGUCAAUAAAUAAGCAACUACACACCUACCCCUCCCCUUACCCAACAUUAGCCUUAACUUAUCAUCAAUUGACUGUUGUUGGUCUAUGGGAGGGGUAGGUGCACAAUUGCUCAGAUAUUAACAUUGUUCUGAAAAUUUUUGUGCAUAUUAAUUUACUCAUACCAGACUUCUAUAAUAAUGUCAGUAUUGAUUUCAUAGAGAUGAGGGUGGAUUGUCAAAGAGAGCCCAAUUACUCUCUCAAAGUCAUUCACAAUUGAACAGGCACGACAGUCUGCACUCCCCUGUUUUUUUCCAAGCUGUCUUGCUACAGUUAACAAGUUAUGAUUUGCUUUUGAGUUUUGGAGAAGUUUGGAUUGAGUUGUUCAUUUUAAUAGUUAUAUUAGUGGAAUGGCUUUCAUAAAGUUGAUUAUUUAGGUAGUAAAUUCAGGAAUACAUACAAUGAGGGCAUGCUAGUCCAGAUUACACAGUCACUGUAAAUAUGGAAAUUUUGUUCUUCUACAUAUUGUCAAACAGAUACCAUGCAGAAAGAGCCAUCAGUAUUAUCACAAAACUUUUCCCUGAAGAUCAUUUACUUCUUGCUUCAUCAAAAAGAGUGAAAGGUAAAUUUGAAAUACUGUGUUUUGAGAAACAUCUUAGUGUUGAAUAUAAUUCAUCAUAAUUUGUAGCAAAUUAUGUGAGGAAGCACAAACUACACAUACAGUGGUCUGUCCCUGAUAAUCAGACACAUAAGAAAUGAUAUAAGAAAUGCUAACAGUAAGAGUUUAUUAUUUUUCAUUAUUAUUCAGCCUUAAAGCAGUUUACUUUUCUUUUCUCCAGCCCUUAUUCUAGAAGAAAUAGCAAUUGACACUCCAAUUAGACAGAAAGAAGAAGAAAUUUUAAAAGAAGCUCAGGAGCUUCAUUUAGCUUCACUUGAUCUGGCUAGGUAGGUGUCUUCUCUGCCCGUAAUGGAGUGUCUUGAAGCCUGUUCAAAAAAGAAAUUAAAUGAUCAACACCAGGCAUUUCUCAGUGGUCAUUUUAAUGGAAAAGUUAGAUUAUACACUACAUAUUACAAAUGGAAGAUAUUUUAUUAGCUGUGGAAUAUUCAAGCUAAAAGAAGUUGAGCAGAAGUGUUUAUUAGUAAGACUUCAAUUUAGUAUUCGGUUGCAAAUAAAGUAUUCAUUAGAACCUACAGCCUCUAAUUUGGCAUUGAGUAGCCAAAAAUAGGAGAAUAUUCAAAUUUUUUCCUGUUAGCUUCAUUCCUUUUGUCUUCUUCCUCUUCUUAACCCUUUCACUCCUGAGAUCUCAUUAGUAAUUCUCCUUACUGUUUUCUUUACAAUUCUUAUCAGGUUAGUGUGGAGAAUUUGGUAUUGGAUCAAUUUAUAAUCCUUUAAUUAAAUUUUUUUUUGUUCUCAUCACUCAUCUUCUUGAUAUUUCAUUGAUAUUGUAAGGAGAAAUUCUGUUUUGUUCACUCUUAUUGGAGCUGAAGGGUUACUGUGUGUCUGGUAUCUUAAUGUGCAUUUAAAGUCCUGUGUUGAAUAUUCCACCAUAUGACAAUGCUUUGAAAUUAAGAAAUGUUGCCUCCAGGAAAUCAUUUGGAGAAAACAAUGUUCAAACAGCAAAACAUUAUGGAAACUUAGGACGUCUUUAUCAGUCAAUGAGAAGAUAUGAAGUAAGUAAUAAAAAAAAAAACUUUCUUUGUAUUUAGCUUAGGUUUUGCUUUGGGCUCAGUAACUCAUUUCCAUGGAAAAAAGGAAAGAGGCAAAUAUUCUUCCUCCCCUUUGCCCAUUAUUUUCAUUAUAACUAUUUCAUUGAUCUUUUUUUUUUUUUUGUCAAGUUGCCAGGGCAAAGAAUAUAUAUAUAAAACAGUUAAGUUUUGGUCAGUUGUGAGGAACAUCUUCUAGCUGUCACUGAUAGUUUGUGAGAUGUCUGCCAGCAGAUUGCUACAUCUUCCAGCUGUCACUGAUAGUUGGUGAGCUGUCUGCCUGCAGACUCCAGAAUUUAAGUCUGAUCUUGAAAGAUGACAUUGCAUCUUUUAUUUUCAUCAAAAUUAUCAGCAUGGGCAAGUUAAUAACCUGUAGGUAUUAAAGAUGACUGUUUUUUCCUUUUUUCAGGAAGCAGAGGUAAUGCACAAGAAAGCAAUUGAAAUUAAAGAACGAAUACUUGGAAGUGAAGUAAGAACAACAUUAGCUAAGAGUAGAAGAUCCUAGUCGAGCAAUGGUUCUAACUGAAUUUCUUAUGGGUUUUGUGGUGUUUUAGGACUAUGAAGUGGCACUGUCAUUGGGUCACUUGGCAUCAUUGUACAAUUAUGACAUGGAGCAAUAUGAAAGGGCUGAGCAGUUGUACUUGAGAUCAAUUGCAAUAGGUUAGUUGAUGACAGAAAAUCAUCUGUGUAUAAUUUUAAUUUAAACUUUUCUAUAGUCAAUAAAAAAUUAAUUUUAUAUUGGUCUGUAUUAUAUUUCUUCUACUUUGUAAUUUAUUAUUAAGAGAAAGACAAGAAUUGUGUGUUCUUUUGCAACAGGUAGAAAACUGUUUGGAGAUGGGUACAGUGGUCUUGAGUAUGAUUACAGAGGACUUAUUAAUCUCUAUGAUUCUCAAGGUAUGAUCCAGUUCAUAAUCCUUUUUACACAAAGGAAAGGCAUUGUCAUAGUCUUUUGAAGAGAAAUUUCACGGCUCAAACUGAAUAAAGAGUUGAAACCUUGUUGCUCUUUUGAUAGGUAAUUUUGACUUUAUGGAGAGAUAUCAUCAAACACUGAUGGACUGGAAAGAUCUGCGGGAAAACGCAUCCAAAGCAGAGUCUGCUCAUGACAAGACACCUGACCCAUGGCCUACAGGGAAGUUUAUACAAUAUUUUCUGAAUCAGCCUGACUGAUAAUAAUGUGACUAUUAGGAAAUAUCAUUGAUGUUUAGGCAUUAAUAUUUAAGAAAUUGUAUCUCCUUGGAAAGCCCAAGAAACUGUGUAAAGAUGACAUUUAGGAUUUCAUUCAAAAUUAUCCUUACGGAAUUUUAUUAUGGAUAUGCUAGCAAAUGUGUAAUAUAAAGUCAAGGUGACGUAAAACUGCAAGAGUCAUUUCUGCCUUUGUGAGUGAUGCACCUGGUGUUAAGAAACUAUUAUUUGGUGCAUUUGCAUUAACUAAUUUUUGUAUGUGAAACAAAUUUCAAUUUAUGGGCCUUGUAUAUUUUUUUUGGUUGGUUGUAAGUGUUGAAAAGAAAAUUACGUUGUAUAUUACGCUCAUUUAGGUAAUUCUCGUAAAUUUAGUCAUGUGUAAAUCAAUGUAAGUAUGAAACACGAAAUAGAAUAGUUAUUUUAAAAUUAACUUCUUAAACUUUCAAAAAUAAUUUGACAAAGCGUAAUAUAUGCUUCUUUAUAAUGAUAUUGAUAUUUUAAUACAACUGUUAGCAGAAAGAAUUAGGUAAAGAGAAGCAGAAAGAUUCAUGCUAACAAGCAAAAGAUAUAGAAAGGUUUAAGGCAAAGAGAGUCGAAAAGAUGAUGGAAGAUAAAAACAAGAACAGUUAAUUUGAACAUGUUACUUACUUAACAACCAGUCAGGGAUCAGAAUCAGUGUUUCUCUGAAACAUGGAAAGGGCGUUAUAACACAAUAUACCUUGAGUUUACGAAUAAACGUAAAGGUUUGACAAAUAUGUUAUUUACUACUAAAAAAUUAAGGGCAUAGUACAUAUAAAUCUAAACCACCUUUGAGAUCAUGAAGAAAGAAAGCAAUCACGCAUCCUUUCUAUACAACAGAAUAAUCUCUCUUAAUUCUGCGUUCCUAUUAAUUUUUUGAGGAAAGUGUUUCCAUCUUAAUAGGAAUGCCAUCGUUAUCAAUCAAAUUUUCAAUUUUCGUGAACGAAUUGCUUUUCGCCACAAACUUUACAUUUAAAUAUUUUAUUGUGGGCAUAUAAAACUUGCACAAACAAAAUCAAAUUGAUGGGAUCGAAAUUGAAUGGGUAUAUAUGUUAAUAGUUGUAAAGUAAGACUUGUUUUAUAAACGUUAACCUGUGUAGCGUAUGAAUAAAUUAAAUACAGUACAAACCAAAAAAGAGAAAUAAACAUG